UCUGAUUCAUUUGCAUCUUUGAAGAAAAGCUGUAGAAGAGAAAGAAAAAAAAUGGGUGUGAAAACAUUUACUCAUAGCUCCACUUCCCACUGCCAGGAGAUGCUUGGAAAGCUAAAUAUGCUGCGAAAUGAUGGACAUUUCUGUGAUAUCACUAUACGUGUCCAGGACAAAAUUUUCCGGGCUCACAAGGUGGUACUAGCAGCUUGCAGUGAUUUCUUUCGCACCAAACUUGUGGGCCAAGAAGAGGAUGAGAGCAAGAAUGUGUUGGAUUUACAUCAUGUUACAGUGACUGGCUUCAUACCCCUUUUAGAGUAUGCUUACACAGCUACUCUGUCCAUUAACACGGAAAAUAUUAUUGAUGUUCUAGCUGCAGCUAGUUAUAUGCAAAUGUUUAGUGUUGCUAGCACCUGUUCGGAGUUCAUGAAAUCAAGCAUUUUGUGGAAUACACCCAACAGCCAACCAGAAAAGGGUCUAGAUGCUGGACAAGAAAGCAGUUCUAACUGCAAUUUUACGUCUCGAGAUGGAAGCAUUUCCCCAGUCUCUUCAGAGUGCAGUGUGGUAGAAAGAACCAUUCCUGUUUGCCGAGAAUCUCGGAGGAAGCGCAAAAGCUACAUCGUUAUGUCUCCUGAAAGUCCUGUGAAGUGUAGCACACAGACUAGUUCACCCCAGAUAUUAAAUUCUUCAGCUUCCUAUUCCGAAAGUAGAAAUCAACCAGUUGACUCUUCGUUAGCUUUUCCCUGGACGUUUCCAUUCGGAAUUGAUCGAAGGAUUCAGCCUGAGAAGGUUAAGCAGGUAGAAGGUACUCGGACUUCAGAAUUACCUGGCCCCUCAGAGACAGACAGAAGAGUGGCUGAUUAUGUGACUUGUGAGAGUACAAAAACUACCUUGCCUCUGGGUCCUGAAGAAGAUGUCCAGGUCAAAGUAGAAAGGUUAAGUGAUGAGGAGGUUCACGAGGAAGUGUCCCAGCCCAUCAGUGCAUCUCAGAGUUCACUGAGUGAUCAACAGACAGUGCCAGGAAGUGAACAAGUCCAAGAGGACCUCCUCAUUAGUCCACAGUCUUCCUCUAUAGGCUCAGUAGAUGAAGGUGUCACUGAGGGGUUACCUACACUUCAGAGCAGUUCUAACACUAAUACCCAUGCAGAUGAUGAUGACCGUACAGAGCGCCCAAGUCCAAAUGGUCCAGACAGACCUUUUCAGUGUCCAACCUGUGGGGUACGGUUCACCCGCAUUCAGAACCUAAAACAGCACAUGCUCAUCCACUCAGGAAUUAAACCAUUUCAGUGUGACCGCUGUGGAAAAAAGUUCACCAGGGCUUACUCGCUAAAGAUGCAUCGCCUAAAGCAUGAAGGUAAACGCUGUUUCCGGUGCCAGAUAUGUAGUGCCACUUUCACUUCCUUCGGGGAAUAUAAACACCACAUGAGGGUUUCCCGGCACAUUAUCCGCAAGCCUCGGAUUUACGAGUGCAAAACAUGUGGCGCCAUGUUCACCAACUCUGGAAAUUUAAUCGUGCACCUGAGGAGUCUGAACCAUGAAGCAUCAGAGCUAGCAAACUACUUCCAGAGCAGUGAUUUCCUAGUACCAGACUACUUAAACCAGGAGCCAGAAGAGACCCUUGUUCAGUAUGAUCUUGGAGAACACAGCUUUGAGAACAACUCCUCUGUUCCAAUGCCAGUCAUUUCACAGGUCUCCUCCACUCAGAAUUGCGAAAGCACUUUUCCCUUGGGGGCUCUUGGUGGGCUGUCAGAAAAGGAGGAUGAAAUACCAGAACAGCCAAAGAGCAAUGCGUGUGCUGAGGCAACCAGAGAUGAACCCCCAAAACCAGAACUGUCUUCUAUAACUAUUGAGUGA
Elephantulus edwardii (Cape elephant shrew) is the source of this 1848-nucleotide messenger RNA. RefSeq names its product zinc finger and BTB domain containing 44 (gene ZBTB44). The record is from RefSeq and is a predicted model, not a curated record. The transcript has 5 exons. NCBI's taxonomy places the organism in Eukaryota, Metazoa, Chordata, Mammalia, Macroscelidea, Macroscelididae. The coding region runs from base 52 to 1848 and encodes 598 amino acids. Gene Ontology annotation, molecular function: protein binding.